UAGACUACUCGUUGAUUAACUUUUGAGAUUGUGUUUGAAUCGUUUAAAGAAUGUAUGCGACCUGAUUGAUCAACUUGAUUUUGUUUCAUUAUGCUAAAGGUCAGUUCUAGGAUGGUCAGUAUGAGCGAUAUUUGUGGUGUUUCGUUGUUUUUGUUUAUAACCGUUCAUGAUUUAAAUAUCAUAGAAUGAAAUCAUAGAAGAAUUUUAAUUACAAUUGUUGAGGUUUAUUUGCCGAAAUUUAAAAAAUUUUGCGACGAUUCUAAACGUUAAGUGCUCAAUUUUUGCCUAAUUCCAUUGGAUGAGACAAUUUGUUGGCAUGCUAUGGAUUAGUUUAAAGACGAAGAAUUUUUGGACAAAAUGUCGUUUGAUGGCCAAUCAAAUAAUAGCAACUCCUCCGAGAUCUUCCACAGUGCUAUGGGGUCUCGCGAUAGCUUCGAUGACAAGAACGAAAACAAUGACGAGCCAAAUUUUCACAAGACACCACCCAAGUUAUUAAGUGACAAUAAUACAGUGGUCGCAUUGACAAUACCGGAUUCUGCUAGAGGCAUUACAAGCAAUGAAGAUGAUUUAACUAGGCAUUUGCCAACAUACCUGACAGCACCCUUAUUGAGUGGAAACCUCGGUGACAAUGGUCUUAGUUAUCACAGGGAUUUAUUCGAUAGGAACAGUUUAGGAGGCACACCUAACAGUGACUGCGAUGGAACAUUUUUCGAAGAUGAGUUUUCAGAAUACUGUUAUUCUACUUACUACGAGAGAGGCACUGAAGGUGAAGACGAACCUUAUUACUACAUGGACGAGUUGCUCCCAGGGCCUCCGCGGUUUCCGGAAACGGCUGAAAUUUACGUAGAUCUACCUGGAGAAGAGGAUCGACCCGCGACAGACGGUGAUACUGUUUCAUCUGAUAGCAGCUACGCGAGUAGGAAUCGAUACUGGUGUCACCUAGAUACGAUCCACGAACUAGAAGAGCCGCAGCGAACUCAAGAGGAAGCUCAUUGUGACACUUCAAGUGAAGGUUACGUAACGCCAAGUGAAACUGAAGACGAGAAGGAUGAAGUUACAUCACAACUGACGUCAUCAGUAACAAAUUCCCACGAGAGUUUCAGUCGAAGCGGAAGCAGUAGUGUAAGCAAUGAUCGUUUCCAAGCACCUAUUGAUAUUCACGCACUUGUCGAAAAUGACACGUUUGAGGAUCCCCAAAACUUCGGGUUUGAUGAUAACACAACGGAAGCGCCUGAGUUUUCAAUGAGAUCAUACAAAAAAAUUUCCAAUGCCAAUAGUGACUUGGCCGGAAGCGUUACAACAGUAAGAAAGCUAGACGAAAAAGUAAGAAGCGCUACUUGUGAGUCUGGGACAUCGCUUAGUAGCAGUGAUUCGGAUAAUGACAAUGGAGCUACCCUUCAAUUACCUAAUUCUGUCAUGAUUUCCAGCUUGGCUAGGUUUGGAGGCAGGUCAAACUCACAACUCGGUCCCUCCAAUGAUCAUACUGCCAGUGCCAGUGGUGCUGUUAGAAGGCAGUCUGAGAUAAACGCCAAUAGAGAAGCUUCAGCCCAAAAGUUGAUUGAGGAUUUGACUUUGAACGAGGAGACAAUUCAAUGGGCUAAGGUCAAACUCAGAUACCACUUCAUGAACCCGUGCCAGAAGUACAGAGCCAAGGGAACUAAGCCCUUCAAACUAAUUGUGCAAAUCAUCAAAAUCAUAUUCGUCACUUUACAGCUGGCUCUAUUCAGCAAGUAUCAGUUCGACUUCCGUUUGUUCAUAGACGGCAAUUUCCAGACAUUCGAUCACCUAUUUCUACUAAAUUGGGACUCAGACUACGCUGAUCCGGUCCAGAGGGUCCCUGACCCUUACGCUGUCUACCACAUUGACAACUUCUAUGCAUCUGUCAAUUAUUCCGUCACAAGCUAUUUCACUUUGACUUACAAAGCAUUGGGCAACUUCAGCUACCCAGUAGUGGCAGAUACUUCAAAAGAAGGGAAGAAGCAUGGCAGUGCUCUGGGGCCGUCCGCAAACCUUCCUAAUGAACAAAUUCCCCCAGUUAUCUUCCGGGUGAGCUACUACGAUGUGGUGCCAGAUGGAAACGACUCAUCUCAUAUGAAGCUAGUCGGAGAUCCAGUUGAAAAGUGUUGGUACGUGACGUAUUCAGACACCAAUAAAGGAGAUUUCGACUUGCAGUCUUGGGAAAACAAUACGAAUAAUAACUUCACUCUCAAUUGGAGCAGUCUGUUGUCGUUCCAAGUGGAAUUCGGUCUGAUCAACCAACACAUCGGAUCCAGCAGGACCUACUUCAAACCUGUGUGCUACCUAUUCAACAUAUCUAUUAAUUAUGACAAUAGUCGUCACACGGGGAAGCUACCUAUCACCCCUCACUACCAGGACUCCACCACCGACUGUGUCAGCAUCACUUAUGAAUCAUCAGAUGACGGUGCUGCGUACAUGGUCGGCGUGACAUUCAUGGACUGCUUCAUCAUCUCCCUCGCCGUGUUUUCUCUCGUGCUCUGUGUUCGCUCCAUUCAGAGUAACUGGCACCUACGCAACGUCUGCAAGGCCAUUUGGUGGAAGAAGUUCCAGAAGCCCCUGAGCAAGAGAGACGAGGCCAAGUUCGUCCAGUUCUGGUACUUCAUUAUCAUCUUUGGCGACCUGUGUCUCAUUGCAGGGUCCUUCCUCAAGAUAUUCGUCACGUUCAGGGUGACACAGAUGUACACCGUAUGUGCAGUGCUGCUCGGCUGUGCAACUAUGAUUGUGUGGAUUGGAGUGCUCAAGUACCUCAACUAUUUCCACACCUACAAUGCUCUUCUGCUAACGCUGAAAUACUCGAUGCCAAAUGUGUUGCGCUUCCUGUUCUGUUGUCUCUUUAUCUAUUUCGGAUUCGCCCUGGCAGGCUGGGCUGUAUUCGGUCCCUUCCAUUACAAGUUCCGGACUUUCGUCACCACUAUGGAGACCAUGUACUCCCUCAUCAACGGAGACGACAUGUUCGAGACAUUUGCGCAGAUGAGGAAAGUGAGCACACUGGUUUAUGUGUUCAACCAAAUAUGGCUGUAUGUGUUCAUAGGACUCUUCAUCUACUGUGUUCUCUCUUUGUUCAUUGGUAUCAUCACGGAGACCUACGAACACAUACGGAUGUCUCGUGACAAGAAGUGUAAGGAGGAGUUGACUGAGAUGGAGCAGUUCUUCAAUGACAUCCCAGAUGACCCCCAAGGAGCCUCGUUCCACCUCCUCCGCCCCAGUGAAGCCUUCAUUUGCAUAUGCUGCAUGCCAGGUGAAAUCGACGAGUUGACAGAUCCCUCAAUGAUCAUUCGAGCACCCUCCAACUGAGGUCCAGUUUAUCUUACCUUCCAUUCAUGCCUUUCUGACCUUAACCACCCGCCGCUUUAACUCCAGUCGCGAGAGCUUAUGUUGUAAUGAAAAACUUAUUUUUAUCGCCUUGAUAACUUCUAUGAAUGAAUAUAUUGUUUUAACAUGCUCUCAAUCUUACUCAGUUGUUUUGGUGCAGUGGUUUUAAAUUAAUUUAAA
Messenger RNA from Symsagittifera roscoffensis, 3510 nucleotides. RefSeq names its product mucolipin-3-like. Gene Ontology annotation, molecular function: NAADP-sensitive calcium-release channel activity. Lineage: Eukaryota; Metazoa; Xenacoelomorpha; Acoela; Convolutidae. Gene Ontology annotation, cellular component: lysosomal membrane; plasma membrane. The coding region runs from base 358 to 3312 and encodes 984 amino acids. The transcript is spliced from 15 exons. The record is from RefSeq and is a predicted model, not a curated record.